Staurois parvus is the source of this 396-nucleotide messenger RNA. The record is from the annotation of a GenBank genome assembly. NCBI's taxonomy places the organism in Eukaryota, Metazoa, Chordata, Amphibia, Anura, Ranidae.
UACCCAAAUACCACCCCACCCGUGCCCUUCGCUCCUCACAGGACCUCCUACUUUCUAGCUCCCUGCCUACAGGGCACUUCUACCCCCUUCCUGCCUACAGGGCACUUCUACCCCCUUCCUGCCGACAGGGCACUUCUACCCCCUUCCUGCCUACGAGACACUUCUACCCCCUUCCUGCCUACGGGACACUUCUACCCCCUUCCUGCCUACGGGACACUUCUACCCCCUUCCUGCCUACGGGACACUUCUACCCCCUUCCUGCCUACAGGGCGCUUCUACCCCCCUUCCUGCCUACAGGGCGCUUCUACCCCCUUCCUGCCUAAAGGGCACUCUACCCCCUUCCUGCCUACAGGGCACUUCUACCCCCUCCCUCCGUGCCUACAGGGCACUUCUACC